AUGAUGAAUUAUCCGAAUGAAAGCCAAGUAAAUCCAUAACCAUAGAAGAGUGAAAUUUUGAUCAGUUAUUCUCGCCAAUAAUUGAAAAAUAUGGAUUUUGAUCCCACCAAACCUGAAAAUUAUUAUUUAAACAAGAAACCGUAAAACAUUAGCACAAAUUAACCCGCUCAGUUUAGUAAUAUGUAAAUCAACCAAGUUUAAGGUUUUCCAAAUCCAUAAUACCAAUUCUAAGGUGAUGCUAUGAAGUAAGAUAAAACAUCACAAUAUAAUUAUCCACCAGUUAACAAAUAUCAAAUUCAAGGAGAAUACAAUUAAAAUUAAUCGAAUCUGUAGAAAACCAAUAAAAUAGUAUUUAAUAAAAUUGAGUCUUAUGACGAUUUUCGCAGUAAAUAAAAGGAGACUUCGAAUUAUAAUACUUAUAAACAAUAUUAAGGCGAACAAAAAUGAAACCAUAAAUCAAUAUAUAUUAUCAUAUAAACAAUUUACACAUUUUA
This is a messenger RNA of Paramecium tetraurelia, 494 nucleotides long. RefSeq lists its product as uncharacterized. Lineage: Eukaryota; Ciliophora; Oligohymenophorea; Peniculida; Parameciidae. The transcript has 2 exons. The record is from RefSeq and is a predicted model, not a curated record.